AUGCAAGCACUAGACAGCAAUCCCUCACCCCCUCUCUUCAUUACUCCUGUUGCAGAGCUGCUGCCCCAGACAGAGGCCCUCAAGGCCCUGCUGCAACGAAGAAGAGAACUGGAGCUGCAGCAGCAGCAAGAAGAAGGAGAGAGGCUGCAAGAUCAGAGGCUUCAAUCUUUAGCGCUGCAGCAGCAUGACGAGUAUGUGAGGCGCAGCCAGCUGCAGCGCCGGCUGCUGCAGCAGCAGCAGCAGCAGCUAACAAAAGAAGAAGAAGGACGUUCACUGCAGGACCCAAACUUCUCUUCUCUCCUUCGCCUCGGCCGUUCCCCCAGAGUCCGAACCAGCAGCAGCAGCAGCAGCAGCGGCAGCAGCAGCAGCAGCAGCAGCAGCAGCGAAGGAGGGCCCUUUGUACCUCGAUUUCUUUCCUUGGGGUCGCUUGGCCUCAACCCUCUACAAAUACGAUUGCUGCUGAGAGAAGGGCUUGCAGAUAACCCUGAUGUAGAAGAAUUAGACUUGAGCCGCGUUGGUUUGACUGACGACGAAGGCCCCGCAAUAUUUCAAAGUUUGUCGCGCAUGCAGAGUCUACGAGCCGUCUCGGUAGAAGCAAAUUACUUGGGCAGGGCUUCUGCUGCUGCACUAGCUAAGUGGAUAGAAGCUGGCGGGGAUUUGCUGCUCGAGAGUCUUCGCAAGAACACAUCUCUGCAGUGUCUCGACAUCAGCGACAACCACAUCAGUUGGCGGUUGAAGGAAGCGAAAGCCGUUCGCUAG
This is a messenger RNA of Eimeria acervulina, 759 nucleotides long. RefSeq lists its product as hypothetical. Lineage: Eukaryota; Apicomplexa; Conoidasida; Eucoccidiorida; Eimeriidae. The record is from RefSeq and is a predicted model, not a curated record. The transcript has 5 exons. Bases 1 to 759 code for a protein of 252 amino acids.